CAAUCAGCAGCGUUAGUCUGGUCGGCCCCGCUUGCUGGUUUUCCUGCCACAGGUGACCGCGGCGACAUAGGCCGCUGGCCAGAUGUGGAAGGGGAAAGCCGGAGCCUUGCUCCGGGUGUGGGGGUUAUGGCCGGCAGGGGUCCCCAGAAGGAGACUGCUAAGCUGCGAUGCUGCGUCUCAGGCGGGAAACAGUUCACCCCGCUGUUGGAACUGCGGCAGCCCAGGGGGCCCUGGGCAAGGGGACCGGUUCUUCUGUCCGCAGUGCCGCGCGCUGCAGCCACCUGACCCCACUCGAGAUUACUUCAGCCUCAUGGAUUGCAACUGUUCCUUCAGAGUUGACACUACAAAGCUCCAGCACAGGUACCAGCAACUACAGCGUCUUGUCCAUCCAGAUUUCUUCAGCCAGAGGUCUCAGACUGAAAAGGAAUUCUCAGAGAAGCAUUCGACCCUGGUGAAUGAUGCCUAUAAGACCCUUCUGGCCCCCCUGAGCAGGGGACUGUACCUUCUAAAGCUCCGUGGAAUACAGAUUUCUGAAGGAACAGAUUAUGAAAUGGACAGGCAAUUCCUCAUGGAAAUAAUGGAAAUCAAUGAGAAACUCGCAGAAGCUCAAAGUGAAGCUGCCAUGAAAGAGAUUGAAUCCAUUGUCAGAGCUAAACAGAAAGAAUGUACUGACAAUGUGAGCAGAGCUUUUGAACAAGAUGACUUUGAAGGAGCCAAGGAAAUUUUAACAAAGAUGAGAUACUUUUCAAAUGUAGAAGAAAAGAUCAAGUUAAAGAAGUUUCCCCUCUAAUGGUUCCUAAUUUAAUGUUUUAAAAAAUAAAGUUUUUAUAUAUUUC
Molecule: messenger RNA, 836 nt
Organism: Lemur catta (Ring-tailed lemur)
Lineage: Eukaryota; Metazoa; Chordata; Mammalia; Primates; Lemuridae
Gene: HSCB
Product: HscB mitochondrial iron-sulfur cluster cochaperone
Exons: 6
Coding region: 83-790 (235 amino acids)
Biological process (GO): protein complex oligomerization; [2Fe-2S] cluster assembly
Cellular component (GO): mitochondrion
Molecular function (GO): protein-folding chaperone binding; ATPase activator activity
Source: RefSeq, a predicted model, not a curated record